Messenger RNA from Coregonus sp. 'balchen', 4309 nucleotides. The record is from the annotation of a GenBank genome assembly. NCBI's taxonomy places the organism in Eukaryota, Metazoa, Chordata, Actinopteri, Salmoniformes, Salmonidae.
AUGGACUGGUUCCACUGUAACAGCUGCUUCCGAAGAGAGGGCCAGAACUUUGCUGUCUCCAGCUGUGGUCACAUCUGCUGUGAAGGGUGUAUCAACCCUAGUAAAAGUAUGACAGUUCUCAUUUCCCUGUCUCCCGCCCACACCCAUCCUAUGGUCCCGGAUCUGUGCUUACUAUUUCAUACUGUUGUGUUGUUGUCUCGAAAUGUUGCCCUUUCUUUUCCCUCAGAACAAUGCACUGUGUGUGGAGCCAGCUGCAAUUACCUGGCCAUCUCAGAUCAGGUUGGUGUGUUAUUAAUUAUUUCAAUUCAAUGACUGUCACUGAUUCAUCAACAGCAACAUGUAGCCUACCUGUUAAAUCAAGUGUAUACUUAUAACAUUUUCUUCUCCCUACCUCACUCUUCCUGUAUUGGCAGAUGAAGCCUCAGGAGCAGGUGUUCUUCAAAGACCCUGUGAAGCUCAUUCAGUCUCGUCUGGAGCACAUAGCACAGGUUCAACUCUGUUUUUCAUUUUGUGUUAGGUGUAUUUGAUAUAAAAGGGCAAAAGCAGUGUGAAAGUUUCACGCAAAUGUUUAUUACGUGCCUACUAGCUCAGCACCUAUUUGUACAAUUAUAUCUCUGCCUGUCAGAUUACUCUAUUCCAGCGAAGGCAGAAGGAAAGGGUCAUUGUCUACUUUAAAAACAAAUCUAUGGAGCUGGAGAGGAGACUGAAGGAUGUCACAGAUCAGUGUUACAGGUUCAGUAAAACAACUGAUAGUAUGUUACUAUUCUUCUUCUUCUGUCUUACUUCAAUCUAUUACAGUGACAUUUCUUUCUCUCACAUAACCUUUAUGCAGGCAAGUUUUAGAGCUGAAAAGAGAGAAUGCUGAGUUGAAGAAACCUCUCUCUCAGAGGAGGGUAAGAUUUUCAGUGUGUCUAGCACCGAAUGUCUUUGAGCAUUGGCAAAAACUGUCUUUUGAAUUUGAUUAAUCAAGUACGCUAUUGCUGUCACAAUAGUCAUUUUAGACUUUCCUCUCUUUUCACAGGCAUCACCUGGACACUUUCAAACAAAUGGGUAUAAGUCUCUACUAUUUAUCACAUCUGAGAAAAAUAUUUUCAAUAUGCUGUCCUUAUCUCAUAAGCUGAAAGUGUUUACUGACAACUGAUGUUUCCGUAGCAGUGCCCAAAGGAUGUCUCUCCCAGUGGCUGUUACCUCCCCAGGUAAAGAUGAACGCUGAUGGGUUGUGGUCAGAGGCAUUUCAGAGAUCUUAACAUUUACAUUUACAUUUUCGUCAUUUAGCAGACGCUCUUAUCCAGAGCGACUUACAAAUUGGUGCAUUUUUUAUUUAUUAACAUGACAAUACCAUUUAAAUGUAUCCGCAAUAGGAGAAAUUCCAUUCCAUUUUAAACCUCAGAUGAGCAAUGGUGUGUAACUUUCCUUAUCUGUCCUUACAGUCACCCCUCGCUCACGUCCUGUUAGGUAGGAGAUAUAUGAAUGUGGUUGCACAGACAGGCAUGUAUGCGUACACACAUCAUACUGACUGUCUUUCACAACAGUCUUUCAAACACAAUGUCCUAUAUUGUCUAAAUGUAUUCAAUUCAGAGAUAUUUUCACCUGUCAAUAAUUGUAUUUCAGCCACCAAGGCUUUGCUGAAACCCAGGAGAGGUUCAGAGAUAGAAACCCUAGGCUCACCCUCGCAGUGAGUUUGCGUUCCUUCUUUGCUAUAGCAUGUUUCAUAUCCCUUCUCUGUCUUAACUGUAGCAGACUGAGUAACUCUUUCCUCCAGUAAGUGUAUUUUCUUAUGGUCUCUGUUUCUCUCCUGCUCCCGCUCUCAGACUCCGCCUGGUUCUGCCACAUCAAUCUCCAGCCUGAGCUCUCUGCACGAGCGUGGUGGCUUCAGUGAGUGGCACACAACAGAUUCACUUGAUCUAAUGAAAAAAAUGAUUGGCGUAUUUUCAUGCCAAACAUUUUUGAAAGACGUCACAAAUAUAUCAACAAUCCACAAACAGAUGGUAAAAGAUUGGCAUAGAAUUGUCUUAGCAUACCAUGGUAGUUCAUUCAAGCAACACAACUAUUUUUCUGUAAAUCACUUUGAACAUCAAACUGAAAUGUUUUUUUUUUUUUCUCUCCUGUCAUAGGGACUCCCACCAUUAUUAGCACUCCCACCCGGUAAGAAUUGAUGAAUAUCAGUUGAUUUCCAUGGUGCAUCAUUGAAAGUAGUGGAAAGGGUAGAUUUACAUUAGUAAAAUGUGUAUUAAGAUCUCUCUUCAACAUCAGAUUUCCUGCUUCAUGCAUGUGUGUGCACCUAUUAGCAUACCGUAAAUACCAUAGUAUAUAGAAAAACAAUAAGGAACUCACAUCAAACUAUACAGGAGCUUCUCAUCUAAACCAGUAUGUUGCACUCUUGGUUAAUGCAAUGAAUCACAAAUGUGUUAAUUUUUUAAGCCUUUAAUUUUCAAUUUGGUUAAGAGGAAAAAUGCUGUCUACUGGUAUUAAGGUAAUUCUUGCAGGGACAUGUAGAGUGGGAGAUUCCCAUUUGGACAGACAGUCCUCUCCUCGAUCCUCCGUCCUCGCUCCUCCAUGACCCGGAAACUGAUAAUUGGUUGAGUGUCAAUUACACUGAACAAAAAUAUAAAAUCAACAUGUAAAAAGUGUUGGUCCCAUGUUUCCUGAGCUGCAAAAAGCUUAUUUCUCUCAAAUGUUGUGCACAAAUUUGUUUACAUCCCUGUUAAUGAGCAUUUCUACUUUGCCAAGAUAAUCCAUCCACCGGACAGGUGUGGCAUAUCAAGAAGCUGAUUAAACAGCAUGAUCAUUACACAGUGCCGGGAACAAAAAAAGGCCAUUCUAAAAUAUGCAGUUUUGUCACACAAUGCCACAGAUGUCUGAAGUUGAUGGAGCGUGCCAUUGCCAUGCUGACUGCAGGAAUGUCCACCAGAGCUGGUGCCAGAGAAUUGAAUGGUAAUUUCUCUACCAUAAGCCGCCUCCGUUGUCGUUUUAGAGAAUUUGGCAGUACGUCCAACCAGCAUCACAACCGCAGACCACGUGUAACUACGCCAGCCCAGGACCUCCAUAUCCGGCUUCUUCACCUGCGUGAUCGUCUGAGACCAGCCACCCGGGCAGCUGAUGAAACUGUGGGUUUGCGCAACAGAAGAGCUUCUGCACAAACUGUCAGAAACGUCUCGGGAAGCUCAUCUGCGUGCUCGUCGUCCUCACCAGGGUCUCGACCUGACUGCAGUUCGGCGUCGAAACCGACUUCAGUGGGCAAAUGCUCACCUUCGAUGGACACUGGCACGCUGGAGAAAUGUGCUCUUUGCGGAUUAAUCCCAGUUUCAACUGUACCGUGACAAGAUCCUGAGGCCCAUUGUCGUGCCAUUCAUCUGCCGCCAUCACCUCAUGUUUCAGCAUGAUAAUGCACUGCCCCAUGUUGCAAGGAUAUGUACACAAUUCCUGGGUGCUGAAAAUGUCCCAGUUCUUCCAUGGCCUGCAUACUCACUAGACAUGUCACCCAUUGAGCAUGUUUGGGAUGCUCUGGAUCGACGCAUACGACAGCGUGUUCCAGUUUCAGCAACUUCGCACGGCUAUUGAAGAGUGGGAGAAAAUUCAAAAGGGCCCAAUCAACAGCCUUAUCAACUCUAUGCACAGGAGAUGUCGCGCUGUAUGAGGCAAAUGGUGGUCACACUAGAUACUGACUGGUUUUCUGAUCCGCGCCCCUACUUUAAAAAAAAAGUGAUCUGUGACCAACAGAUGCUUAUCAGUAUUCCCAGUCAUGUGAAAACCAUAGAUUAGGGCCUGAUUUAUUUAAAUUGACUGAUUUCCUUAUAUGAACUGUAACUCAGUAAAAUAUUUGAAAUUGUUGCAUGUUGCAUUUAUAUUUUUGUUCAGUAUAAUUAGUAAGCGAAUGGAGGAGUGUCCUCGCCUCCUCAGAUCUAGGAAGCACGAAUACCCUACCUGAAUCCUUGGCGGAAAAGUUGAGAUUCACCACACCCCCUUUGAAUCAGCUGACGUUUACUCUGAAAAAAAGCAUUUGAAAACGAUAUGCUACUUAUCCUUUUAUCUAUAAAUAUGCCUAGCUAAAUUUAUUGUUUACUAGAGGACAGAGGAGUUGAGCCAACCAAACAGAGAUCUGAAUCUAGAUCUGUCUCUUAACACUACAAAGGUAUCGUUCCUGGGACUAAUAUGUGUCGUCAAAGUAGUUUAGUGUAAAGAGGCCCAAAGCUAAAUGAGCAGACCUCUCUCUCCAAAUCUCAGGUCUGAGAAUCUGACUCCUAACAUUUUCCAGUUCUUGACUGGGUCAUCACUGCACUCGCCAAGGACUUUCAGAAAUGGCCAGUAA